This is a messenger RNA of Prunus armeniaca (apricot), 1503 nucleotides long. The record is from the annotation of a GenBank genome assembly. Lineage: Eukaryota; Viridiplantae; Streptophyta; Magnoliopsida; Rosales; Rosaceae.
AUGGCAAUGCAAUUAGGGUCUUUGCUGUUGGGUCUGGUGCUAGUCAUUGGCUUUUCAUUGCAAAGUAGCGAAGCUGCUACAGAUCCACCAGUUGUUUGUGACUUUCUCAACAGGAGCAGUUUCGAAACAGGGUUCGUAUUUGGUGCGGCUUCAGCAUCUUACCAGUAUGAAGGUGCUGCCUUUGAAGAUGGUAGAGGACCAAGCAUAUGGGAUAACUUCACUCACCAAUAUCCAGAAAAAAUCGCGGAUGGGACCAACGGAGAUGUUGCUAUUAAUCAAUAUCACCGCUAUAAGGAAGAUUUGGCAAUUGCGAAGAACAUAGGGUUGGAUGCUUAUAGGUUCUCUAUCUCAUGGUCCAGAUUGUUACCAAAUGGAAAGCUAAGUGGGGGAGUAAAUCAGGCUGGAAUUGAAUAUUACAACAAGCUCAUCAAUGAAACCAUACGCCAAGGUUUAAAGCCAUUUGCAACAAUCUUCCAUUGGGAUCUUCCCCAAGCUUUAGAAGAAGAAUUUGGUGGUUUGUUAAGCCAUCAGAUUGUGGACUAUGCAGACCUUUGUUUUAGGGAAUUUGGUGACAGAGUAAAGCAUUGGAUUACGUUGAAUGAGCCAUAUACCGUUAGUAACAUGGGUUAUGCAAUCGGGACAUUCGCACCGGGACGAUGCUCUAACUGGCAACAACUAAACUGCACCGGCGGAGAUUCAGCACGUGAACCAUAUUUGGUAACACACCACCUCCUCCUUUCUCAUGCAGCUGCUGUCCAAGUGUACAGGAGUAAAUAUCAGGCAUCUCAAAAAGGCGUGAUAGGGAUAACACUAGUGUCACAUUGGUUUAAGCCGAUAUCUGAGGCACCGCACCAUAGAAAUGCAGCAACACGGUUCAUGGAGCCAAUUACAAGCGGCCAUUAUCCGCACAGCAUGCGACUUCUUGUUGGACGUCGAUUACCAAAAUUCAACGAAGAAGACUCCAAGUUGCUAGCUGGGUCAUUUGAUUUUCUUGGACUAAAUUAUUAUACUACUUACUAUGCAAGCUAUGCAGGUCACAACAAUUCUGUAAAGGCAAGCUAUGUAACAGAUCCUCGCGUUAAUCAAUCACCGGAGCUUAACGGGGUCCUCAUUGGUCCACAGGCUGGCUCAGACUGGUUAUAUGUCUAUCCAAAAGGAAUUCACGAUCUUUUAGUGUACGUAAAAGAAAAGUAUAAUGAUCCAAUCAUUUACAUUACUGAGAAUGGCGUUGAUGAGUUGGAUGAUCCCAAUCUAUCACUUGUGGAAGCUCUUAAUGAUACCGAUAGAAUCGACUACUUUCAUCGCCACAUUUGUUAUGUUCAAGCAGCAAUAAAGGAUGGUGUCAAAGUGAAGGGAUUCUUUGCAUGGUCAUUGCUAGACAAUUUUGAAUGGGCUUCUGGAUACACUGUUCGAUUCGGUCUCAACUAUGUGGAUUUCAAAGAUGGACUAAAAAGGUAUGAAAAACGCUCAGCGCAGUGGUUCAAAAAUUUGCUCAAGAAGUGA